AUGGCUACGACUCGUCGGCCCAUCCAUGGCGCGGCGACGGCGUUGCCCUUCCUUGACAGCUUCUCGAGCUCCCCGCGCACCCACGCCGAGGACAUGCCGCCCCCCUUGAGGCAGUCAGAGAUCUGUGAGUGCUCAAGCAGGCUGAGCAGCAGCUGGUCGACGGUGAGGUGGGAGUCCCCGCGCUUCUUCUGCGUUCCAGAAGGCUUCGUUCGGGUGCGACCGUGUGAGGACGUGGUGCGGUGCGUGAAGGAGAACCACGCGGUGAUGCGUGGCGGCGCUGGCGUGGUCUACCGCGCCGAGAUGCCCGAUGGGGAGGUCGUGGCCGUUAAGCGCAUCGUGGCGGCUGGCGGGUUCCGGGCGGAGUCCCGGCCCGCGUGGAUCCGGCGCCUGCUUGAGGUGUUCCUGCUGUGCCAGGAGGAGUUCCGGGUGCUAGCGCCCGAGGCGCGUCGCCGCUGGACGCUGCCGGCGCAGGCGGAGCGGCUGGUGGCAGAGUUCGGGGAGCGCGCGGUCAAGGCGCUCGACGUCUGCAAUGCGGCGCGCGACGGGGUGGACCAGGCACGCCGGUGGGAGCGCCUCGCCGGCAUCGCGGCGUGCGUGCUGCCCGCGUCGGCCGAGGGGGAGAUCCACGUGGGCCAGCUCCGCCGCGUGCGGAAGGCCCUCGCGGACCUCUCCGUGCUCCUCAUCGACGACGCGGCGCCGGCGGGGUCGCCUCGUUCCUCGCCUGCCACCGCAACCGCUCCUUCGGCCGCGCGUGGGCGUCGCCCUCCCGCGCUGCCGGCCAUCGUGGCUGGCCUGGCCGCGCCACGCGGGAGCGAGGCCUCGGGCCUCGCCGUGCCGGCCUACGCCAUGGGCUACCUGCUCCACCUCACCGUGUGGGCGCUCGUCGCCGCCGUCCCCUGCCCGGACUGCAGCGGCGCGCUCCAGGCGAAUCACCUCCCGGCCGUGCCGCCGCUCCUCACGCUUCCGCCGGCGACACCAGCGAGGCAAGAUCUGCGUGGAGAGAGAGGGGCAGAAAGAAGAUGA
Molecule: messenger RNA, 1023 nt
Organism: Panicum virgatum (switchgrass)
Lineage: Eukaryota; Viridiplantae; Streptophyta; Magnoliopsida; Poales; Poaceae
Product: protein ROH1-like
Exons: 3
Coding region: 1-1023 (340 amino acids)
Source: RefSeq, a predicted model, not a curated record